AUGUCUGAUGCUUAUCCAGAAUAUAUUGAGGAAUUUAAUAUAGAGAUAGCUGAUUACAAUCCAAUUGAACCUACUGCUUAUAUGGCUUUACCAGAAACGAUGUCAAAACGUAAUAAUGUUUCUACAUUGGAAAAAAGCAUAAAAGCUUUUAGUAAUCAUAAAUGUAUACAACCAAAUCCAUAUUGGAUAAUUUGGGAUCUUGAAUGCUUAACUGCAAAACUAACUCCAGAAGAAAAUGCUCAAUUAAUUUGGACUGAAAAAAUUCAAAGGCAUAAACCUUGUGGUUAUAGUUAUGUAGUAAUACGUAUGGAUAGUUUUGGUAAUUAUGAAAUUACAAGCUAUGAUUUAUAUAAAGGACCAAAUGUGUUAGAAAAGUUUGUAGAUAAACUUGAAGAGGAGCUAGCAGAAAUUCAAGCAGAUUUAUCAUCACCUGUGGAAAUAAUUAUGGAACCAGGAGACCAUAUAACAUUUAAUAAGGCAACAGAAUGCUAUAUUUGUAAGAAGCCCUUUAUUGAGCCAGCACCAGAAAUUUUACAACAAUUUGAAAAAGCAAAACAACAAUUAUUAAAAUGUCCAGAAGAAAUACCCGAGAUACAAAGUAUAGCACUUGAUGUUAAAAUAGGAUAUAUGCUCAAAGUUGAUAUAGAGACCCCAAUAAACUUGCACAAUUUCUUUACAGAUUAUCCUUUAGUACCGAAAAAGCAAAUCGUACCAGAAAACUGGCUUAGUUUAUAUAAUGAAAGAUUAGUACAUAACAAAGCAGUUGGAGGUGGAAAAUAUGUAAUGGAAGAAAAGCUAUUACAAACCCUCUUACUUAAGAAAAAUUAUAUAGUUCAUUAUAGAGCUUUAUAG
This is a messenger RNA of Acaulospora morrowiae, 852 nucleotides long. NCBI's taxonomy places the organism in Eukaryota, Fungi, Glomeromycota, Glomeromycetes, Diversisporales, Acaulosporaceae. The record is from the annotation of a GenBank genome assembly.